AUGGGUCGUUUGAAGCAAAAGGGAAAAGCGGGUGCUGCAAAGGCAUAUAUGACCCGCUCGACCGCCGUCAAGAAGUUGCAAUGUUCUCUGGCGGAUUUCCGACGAUUGUGUAUCCUCAAAGGUAUUUUCCCUCGCGAGCCUCGGAGUCGCAAGCGUGCAAACAAGGGAUCUUCGGCACCCACAUCCUUUUACUACGCCAAGGACAUUGCAUAUCUCGCCCAUGAGCCGGUUCUCAAGAAGCUGCGAGAACAUAAGGCAUUUGCAAAGAAGCUUUCCCGUGCACUAGGGAGAGGAGAAUGGAGCAGCGCGAAAAGUCUGGAGGAGAACAAGCCCGUUUACCGUCUUGAUCACAUUAUCAAAGAACGAUAUCCGACAUUUGUUGAUGCAGUCCGAGACAUAGACGAUGCUUUAUGCAUGAUCUUCUUGUUCGCCUCGUUACCCUCGACCGCCAAGGUCGCACCCUCACUCGUCGAAAACUGCACCCGUCUGGCUUCUGAAUGGCAGUUAUACGUCAUGCAUACUCACGCCCUACGGAAAAUCUUCCUAUCUAUCAAAGGCGUCUACUAUCAAGCUGAAGUCAUGGACCAGACAGUGACAUGGCUGGUACCGUACCAGUUCACGCAGAACAUUCCUGCGGACGUUGAUGUCCGUGUCAUGUUGACCUUCUUGGAGCUUUACCAGACCCUUCUCGGAUUCGUGUUCUUCAAGCUCUACACAGACGCAGGUCUUGUCUACCCUCCCCCUCAAGAUGUGGAGAAGGAUGAGGCUGGAGCAGGUGUCGGCGCAUUCCAUCUUCAAGGGGCGACGACAUCGGCAUCAUCCUCUGCACCAAAAAUCAAAGAAGUAGAGAUCAAUGGCAAAAAGGUGUCCACCAAGGACGUCCGACAAACCAUCAAGAGCAUUUCCACUUCUGCGCCCGCGGAUGCGGACGUGGACAUGCCUGCCGACGACUCGGCACCAAUGGACGAGGACGAGGACUUCGUACCCCAUCCAUCUACAUCAAAUCCCGACGACGCCCCUGCCCUCCCGACGCUAAAAACCCUGGCUGCUCUCCCCCAGUCUGGCUCCUCAAGACUCUUCGCACCCUACACCUUCUGGCUAUCCCGCGAAACCUCGCGACCCAUUUUCGAGUUCAUUGUGCGCUCGUUUGGUGGCCGAUUAGGCUGGCCGGCGUCCUCCGGGAGUGGCUCACCGUUCGAUGAGUCGGACGAGUCGAUUACGCACGUCAUCAUUGACCGACCGCUCAUCGACCGCGCGAACAUGUCCGAGGAGGAGAAGGAGCGGCGACGGAAGCGCAAGUACAUCCAGCCGCAGUGGGUUGUCGACUGCAUAAAUGCUGGGAAAGCUCUGCUUGAGGAGCCGUACCUGCAAGGCAAGACUCUGCCGCCGCAUCUCAGUCCGUUCGGCGAGCAUGCUGGAGCUUACGACCCGACCAUCGGCCUUACGAACGAGGACGCUGUCAUGGAGGAUGAGGACGAAGAAGAGGUCGUGGAAGACGAGGACGGCGGCCACCAGGAGGUCGAUGGCGAGAGCGACGAAGAGGCUUUGCGACCAGAGGAGGCUGCCCUGAAGGCGGCAGCCACUGCGGAAGACGAGGCUGCCUUGCGCGCCGCAGAGCUCGAGGCAGAAGCGGCCGGCGUGGACUACGGGACGUUCGCGAAAGAAGCAAAAAAAGCCAAGAAGGCGAAGCAGAACAAGGCGCAGGGCAAGGCCGAUGGCGACGCCGAGCAGGAGAUGAACAAGAUGAUGAUGAGCAACAAGCAGCGGAAGCUAUACGAGCGGAUGAAGUACAGCGAGCGAAAACGCACAGCAGAGCGGCAAAAUCUGGAGCAGAAGAAAAUAGCUAUCGAGAAGGAGAAGAAGAGGCGUGUCAAAAGUUGA
This is a messenger RNA of Postia placenta MAD-698-R-SB12, 1881 nucleotides long. RefSeq lists its product as hypothetical. The coding region runs from base 1 to 1881 and encodes 626 amino acids. NCBI's taxonomy places the organism in Eukaryota, Fungi, Basidiomycota, Agaricomycetes, Polyporales, Adustoporiaceae. Gene Ontology annotation, cellular component: nucleolus; PeBoW complex. The record is from RefSeq and is a predicted model, not a curated record. Gene Ontology annotation, molecular function: RNA binding. Gene Ontology annotation, biological process: maturation of LSU-rRNA from tricistronic rRNA transcript (SSU-rRNA, 5.8S rRNA, LSU-rRNA); ribosome biogenesis. The transcript has 5 exons.